UCUGUCUAACGUGGUCAACCAAAUUUAAAAUUUUUCGAAAAAAAACUUUUUUUUAAACGCGUUGCCCAGAAGUAGGACUAACGUAUUAAAACUUUGGCUAUAUAUAAAAGUUUCGGUUAUAUUUUUUCGAUAAUGCCGGCAAAAAGUGUCUCGGCCGUGCAACGGUUAUCACAGUCGAUGCGCGCUUAUCAGCGGAAUUAUAGUGGAAGGACCCUUCUGGAGAAGAGCUACGAUGCUUUUGGACUGAGCGUCAAGUCGAGCGAUAGGCUCUCGUGGCCCAAACGGGAAGAGGGCUAUGCGGCUGUCCAACUUCUCCGUCAAAAUCGAAACUGGUCCAACUUUAGACAAUUCGGUACCAAUAAUGUAACCCAAAAUCAAUUAAUUAACCGAAGAGGCUCCACGCCCCGACGCAAUAACAUAUUGGCUGCCAAAAAUGCUUGCAUGAGACGGGGUUCAAUGGAGAAACCAGAAAUAAAUGAAAAACAAGAGCCUAUAGCGGACGUGAGUACCGCGGAAUCGCACGAAGAGGCUCAUAAUGAAGGUCAACGGGAGCUGCGCACUGUGCGGGAUGCUGUCUUUGGUGCUCAAGAAGUCAACGAGGAUGAGCAAGAAAAACAGCGUGAAGCAGAUGCUGAUCUACUAAGACGAAUGACCAAGCACCGACCAGUUUAUCCCGAGUCUUCCCUCUCAAAGAAGGUUAUCGCGCCGUACACCACCUAUAGAACCCACCGCAACAGCUGGGCCGAGUUUCGCCAUCGCAUGAUAUAUGGCGUACUUAGCCCAUUUUGGCGCGGGACACAUCAAAGAUAAAGCCCAAGCGCUGUCGCGGCCGAAUAAUUAUGCCAACAAGUGCAAAACCCAACAAGUGCUCCGGUCGGACGUGAACCCAACGCCAAUCUACCCUUACGAAUAUAGAGCCGCACGCCACAAGCUGCACCCUUAUUCAGGGGAUCUGCAUUCUGAAUCAACAACUUCUUGUUAUCCAAGAAG
Drosophila novamexicana is the source of this 990-nucleotide messenger RNA. RefSeq lists its product as uncharacterized. The coding region runs from base 133 to 810 and encodes 225 amino acids. The transcript is spliced from 2 exons. The record is from RefSeq and is a predicted model, not a curated record. Lineage: Eukaryota; Metazoa; Arthropoda; Insecta; Diptera; Drosophilidae.